UGGGAGGCGGCACACCUAGGGGGGACGCCGAGGGAGUAGGAUCUAACCAUGGACCCCGCCAGGAAAGCAGGCGCCCCAGCCGUGAUCUGGACUACAGGAUGGCUCCUGCUGUUGUUGCUGCCUCUGUUGCUUUGGGAAGGAGCGCAGGCCCUAGAGUGCUACAGCUGCGUGCAGAAAGCAGAUGACGGAUGCUCUCCGCAGAAGACCAAGACCGUGAAGUGCGCUCAGGGCGUGGAAGUCUGUACAGAGGCAGUGGGAGCGGUGGAGACUAUCCACGGGCAAUUCUCGGUGGCAGUGCGCGGCUGCGGCUCGGGACUCCCUGGCAAGAAUGACCGCGGACUGGACCUUUACGGGCUCCUGGCCUUCAUGCAACUGCAGCAAUGCGCCCAGGACCGCUGCAACGCCAAGCUCAAUCUCACCACUCGAGCUCUCAACCCCUCAGGUAAUGAGAGUGCGUACCAGCCCAACGGUGCGGAGUGCUACAGCUGCGUGGGGCUGAGCCGCGAGGCGUGUCAGGGUACGGCGCCACCCGUCGUGAGCUGCUACAAUGCCAGCGACAGCUUCUACAAGGGCUGUUUCGAUGGCAACGUCACCUUGACGGCAGCUAAUGUGACUGUAUCUUUGCCCGUCCGGGGCUGUGUCAAGGACGAGUUGUGCACCCGGGAUUCAGUGACAGGUCCCGGAUUCGUACUCAGUGGCUCCUGUUGCAAGGGGUCCCGCUGUAACUCAGACCUCCGCAACAAGACCUAUUUCUCUUCUGGAAUCCCACCCCUUAUCCUGCUGCCCGCUCCCCAGCCUACCACUCUGGCCCCAACCACCCCUGUCACUACUUCCACGCCAGCCCCAACCAUGCCCGCCUCUACCACCAAACCCACCUCUACCACCAAACCCACCCCAGCCUCAACCAGCCAGACUCUUCCAAAGGAAGUAAAACCUGAGACCUCCCGGGAAGAGGAAUCUCACUUGGCUGGAGGUGCUGCUGGCCACCAGGACCGUAGUAAUAUGGGGCAGCACCCCACAAAAACUGGGCCCCAUAAUAAAAGCUCUGCAGCUCCCUUGGCCGGGUUGGCGGCUCUUCUGUUGGCUGUGGCUGCUGGCACCCUACUAUGAGCUCCACCUGGAAACCUCCCUUUUUCCCUACUUCCCUGGUCCUGGGUACCCUCGCUUCCCUUUCCCACCACUGGACUGGGCUGGCCCAGUGCCUGUUCUUCCAAUCUCCCCCGGCAUCCCCAGCUUCUGCUGCACUGGUUUGCGGCUUCAGGAAAUCAAGUUACCAUUGUAUAUAUCCUGCCGGGGUGUUCUAGCUUUUUAAGGGCAGCCAAUGUGUUUCCCUCAUUUUUGUCUGUCCCUUGUCUCCUCGUGGUGCCAGGACAGAGAGAAGGCAGAGCUGUCCCAGGGACGGUGGGAGCUUCCUAUUCGUUUUCUCAUAGCCAUCCUGGAAUAUGGGGGGGCAGAGUGGGAUAAUAGUUCCUUCCCCUGAUGGCUGCUGGCCCUGCCCCUCCAUCUUUGUGGGAAUUGUUUCAGUGUCCAUCUUCCUUACUAGACUGUGAGCUCCUCAAGGGCAGGGACCGUGCCUUAUGGCUCUGCAUGGUCAGUUUCUGGCAUAUAAAGACCUCAAUAAAAAUUGAAUUACUUUGUA
Messenger RNA from Hipposideros armiger (great roundleaf bat), 1639 nucleotides. RefSeq names its product LY6/PLAUR domain containing 3 (gene LYPD3). Lineage: Eukaryota; Metazoa; Chordata; Mammalia; Chiroptera; Hipposideridae. The transcript is spliced from 5 exons. The record is from RefSeq and is a predicted model, not a curated record. Gene Ontology annotation, cellular component: plasma membrane. The coding region runs from base 49 to 1110 and encodes 353 amino acids.